This is a messenger RNA of Mercurialis annua (annual mercury), 2404 nucleotides long. Its product is annotated as pentatricopeptide repeat-containing protein At4g32450, mitochondrial. The transcript is spliced from 2 exons. Lineage: Eukaryota; Viridiplantae; Streptophyta; Magnoliopsida; Malpighiales; Euphorbiaceae. Gene Ontology annotation, molecular function: zinc ion binding; protein binding; RNA binding. Gene Ontology annotation, biological process: RNA modification. Bases 133 to 2067 code for a protein of 644 amino acids. The record is from RefSeq and is a predicted model, not a curated record.
AUGUUUUUUGUGCCCAAAAAAAAAGCUGCUCUCUUACUCCAAUAGGGUUGAAGACCCAUUGCUCUGUUUCUGCAAAGCACCGAACUAGCUGAACCCUUCUCUGUCUCCGCCCAUUAGAAGCUGCAGAGAUCAAUGUCAAACAGAAAAGUCCCACUUCUCACUGUCAAAUCCCUAACAGCUUUAUCAAAGGUAUGCUCUUCAACUAAUUCUUCUAUUUCAAUCAAAACCCUUACAACUGCAGCUCAAAGAUCAGAUUUUUCAAACUCUGCUGAUUAUAAUUUCGACAAUUCCGGCGGCCCUUUUCAAAACCCUAGCUCUUCCUACAGCGAAACCCGAAACCAUAAUGGAAAUGGCUUAAACCCUAAUUGGAAUUUUAGGGAAACCACUGGAAAUGUUGUAGACAAUAACCAAGUUUCCCCAAUUGGAAACCCUGGAAGUUCUUAUCAUCAAUAUAGUGGGAAUCAUCAUCAUGUUAGUGAAUCAGUUGAUAGGAAUUUCGGGGGGCAUGGUGUGGGUUCCAAUGGGCAGUUGCAGUAUAGCCAAAGGGAGGUUUUUACGCAGAAUUCGAGUAGUUGGAGAGGACUUAAUAGUGGAGAUGGGAAUUAUCAAGGCCGUUUAGAGUCGCAAGGAAGCUGGACCGGUAAUUAUACUCGAGAUACGAACCAAUUUCAGCCUGGCUCGAGUGGUUAUAACGCGGGAAAUGUCGGAAUGUAUCAGCAUAACUCAAAUGUUGGAUAUGGACAACAGAAUGUGAAUGUUCCGCAAUAUCAGCAAAACUGGAAUGGUGUGAACAAUGUAAUUGGAGCUUCUAAGCUGUCAAACAAUCCUGAAGUUGAAAGAAAUUCAGGUGAGGCUUCUGAAGGGACCUCAUCUAAAGGUACACUUGAGGAGUUUGAUGAGCUCUGCGAGGAGAAGAAAGUAAAGGAAGCAGUUGCUAUCUUGCCUUUGUUGGAGGAGCAGCGUAUUCCUGUGGAUUUGCCUCGUCUUUUGCAGUUGAUGCAGGCAUGUGGAGAAGCUAAGGCUUUAGAGGAAGCAAAAGCAAUUCAUAACUAUAUUGUCAGAUCACAACCUCCUUUAGAGGUCAGCAUGUAUAAUAACAUCUUAGAGAUGUAUGGGAAAUGUGGUGAUAUGGACAGUGCAUCUGCCGUGUUCAACAAAAUGCCAGAGCAUAAUUUUGCUUCUUGGGAUACUAUGAUAACAUGGCUUGCCAAGAAUGGUCUUGGGGAAGAUGCAAUUGAUCUGUUUAGUCAGUUUAAACGUGCUGGAUUAGUACCUGAAGCACAAUUGUAUACUAGAGUGUUCUCUGCUUGUGGUGUUGUAGGCGAUGUUACUGAGGGAAUGCUGCAUUUUGAAUCCAUGAAGAAGGAUUAUGGCAUUAUACCAUCAAUGGAGCAUUUUGUGGGCAUUGUGAACAUGAUGGGAACAUGUGGGUAUUUGGAUGAAGCUUUAAAGUUCAUUGAAACUAUGCCAAUAGAGCCAAGCAUUGACGUAUGGGAAACCUUGAUGAAUCUUAGCCGGGUCCAUGGGAACUUGGAGCUUGGCGAUCGUUGUGCUGAACUUGUUGAGAUUUUAGAUCCUUCUAGGUUGAAUAAACAAUCUAAGGCUGGUCUUGUACCAGUUGACGAGUCAGAGUUGAUGAAAGAGAAAGAGAAGAAGUUAGGAAGUCGAAAUCUUUUAGAAGUUAGGAGCAGGGUCCAUGAAUAUCGAGCUGGGGAUACAUCACAUCCUGAAACUGAUAGAAUAUAUACCAUGCUCCGUGGUUUAAGAACACAGAUGAAAGAGGAUGGUUACAUUCCAGAAACAAGAUUUGUAUUGCACGAUGUAGACCAAGAGUGCAAGGAAGAUGCUCUUCUUUCUCAUAGUGAGAGACUUGCUGCUGCUUACGGGUUUUUCACCAGUCCUGCUCGGUCUCCUAUUCGAGUAAUCAAGAAUCUUCGUGUCUGUGGUGACUGCCAUAACGCAUUGAAGAUCAUCUCAAAAAUUGUUGGAAGAGAACUUAUAAUGCGGGAUGCCAAGAGGUUCCACCAUUUCAAAAAUGGAGUGUGCUCCUGCCGUGAUUAUUGGUGAAUGGGAUAAAUUUGAAGGAUUAACAAUGAGACUAGAAAUGGGCGACAUCUUCUUUCAGAAAUAUGGGAAUAUGGCCGAACAUUUCAUGCAAGCAGUGAUGCAAGUGAGGAUGCAUAGAAUUGUCUCAAGGGCAACUCAAAUGGAAGGAGCUGAGAUUUGAUAGAAUAUGUUUAUGUUGGAAGGUCUAAUCAUAUUUAUAUUCUUUACAGUUUUAGUGAGCAUGAUACGAUGAUGACAAAAUAAUACGAACUCUUUUAGCAUCUGUCCCUGUAUUCUUUGUAUUUGAAAACAUCGUAAAUGAUUCUGAAACAUAGAAAUUAAUGGAUUCUUUUUAAUA